Molecule: messenger RNA, 911 nt
Organism: Lecanosticta acicola
Lineage: Eukaryota; Fungi; Ascomycota; Dothideomycetes; Mycosphaerellales; Mycosphaerellaceae
Source: the annotation of a GenBank genome assembly
AUGAACUCCCCAUACCACGAGCCCUUGGCCCUGGUCAUCAUCUCUUCGAUUUCGAUCAGCCUCGGCGCCGUCGCGGCUGGCUUCAUUCUCGGCGAUAUUCUCCUCCGACGGGGAUGGAGGAGCAUGAUGGGCGUCAUGAUCCCGGUGUACGUGAUCAAUGCGCUGUACCUCUGGCCUCUCACGCUGUGGGUGUACCUCCAGUAUGGUCGACCGCCCAAGCCAAGCAAGGAGGAAGCACCGCGACCGCAACCGAAACCGCACUGCCAUGCUUCUUCACCGCAAGAGCCAGCAGAGGAAGAGGAAGAAGAACCGCGACCGAAAUCUCAUUGUGCCCACCACGCUCCUCCGUCUAAAGAGCCCGAGGAGGAAGGCGACCAUUGCCACGACCGUGGCUCUGAACGGCCCAUGUUCGCAACCCUUACCGUCGCUGUCUGCCAUUGCGGAGCUGGAUGUGUGCUGGGAGAUAUCAUCGGCGAAUGGUUGGUGUACGGGACGAAUACCAGGAUCGACGGCGAAAUGCUCUGGCCUGCUUACUUGAUAGGUACGAUUCUCCACCCUUGGAUGGCUGAUAAAUCCCUUGCUGAUUCGGUUGUUCUCUUAUAGAUUUCGCCUUCGCAAUCGCCCUCGGCCUGGUUUUCCAAUACUUCUCCAUCGCACCCAUGAGCGGCGAAUACGGCCCCAAAACUCUCUACCGCGCCGCGAAAGCAGAUUUCUUCUCCCUUCUCUUCUUUGAAAUCGGUCUCUUCGCGUGGAUGGCGAGCUUUCAGAUUGCCAUUUUCCAUUACAAGCUGGAGAUGAAUACGGUGACGUAUUGGUGGUUGAUGCAGAUUGGCAUGUUCUUUGGGCAUUGGACGGCUGUGCCAAUCAAUUGGUGGUUGAUUAAGACUGGAGUGAAGGAGCCUUGCUGUUAG